Messenger RNA from Annulohypoxylon truncatum, 1136 nucleotides. Its product is annotated as ADP-ribosylation factor 1. Gene Ontology annotation, cellular component: lysosomal membrane. The coding region runs from base 119 to 610 and encodes 163 amino acids. The transcript is spliced from 4 exons. Lineage: Eukaryota; Fungi; Ascomycota; Sordariomycetes; Xylariales; Hypoxylaceae. Gene Ontology annotation, molecular function: GTPase activity; GTP binding. The record is from RefSeq and is a predicted model, not a curated record. Gene Ontology annotation, biological process: protein transport.
AUUAGACACGAUUACCUGUGAAUCUGGACAUGAUGGCAGGGUUAUUCCGAAAGGUGUAUGACUGGUUGCUCAGAACGUUCUGGUGAGUCCACGAAAGCAGCGCCCAGCGGCGACCGAAAUGGAUGUCACGAUGAUAGGUCUGCAGAAUGCUGGAAAGACCUCCUUGCUUCGCGUCUUGUCGGGUGGAGAAUUUACGAUCGACUCUAUUCCAACCGUCGGUUUCAACAUGAAGCGCGUACAACGUGGCCAUGUGACACUCAAAUGCUGGGACUUGGGCGGUCAACCUCGUUUUCGGCCGAUGUGGGAGAGGUACUGUCGCGGAGUGAAUGCGAUCGUGUUCAUCGUAGACAUCGCUGACCAAGACCUGCUGCCCAUGGCAAAGGAAGAACUCCAUUCCCUCAUGUCGCAGCCGAGUCUUGAAGGGAUCCCGUUGCUCGUGCUAGGCAAUAAGUCUGACCUCCAUAUUAAGCUCAGCGUGGACGAGCUUAUAGACGCUCUAGACCUCAAGAGUAUAGGACAUCGCGAGGUUUCCUGCUACGGGAUUAGCGCGAAGGAGGAGACCAACCUAGACGCGGUAAUCCAAUGGCUCAUGAAGUGGGCCAACAGAUGAACUCUCUCUUUACGCAACACUUGACUUCUGUUUUUGAUUUCUCCGGCCACCGGGGACCAAUCCUGCUGACCGGGGCAUCGUCUCGCUGUCCUCGCGGCACUUUCGAAGCAUUUUCACGACGCUAAUGAUAUCAUGGGAUGUAAAAGACGGUUCAACUUCCGGCCGGCGACGACCUAAUAUAUAAAUCAUCUCUCGCGAGCUUAAAUACGGAGGUGCCUGUACCGUUAGUGUGCCUUCAACAUCUCGGGCCUCACCCUCCAGUAUUCCCUUUCUUUUCAUAUGCCUCGUCUGCUCGACUCAAAUACUGCAUAGCAAUCGGAGAUGGAGUCGACGGUUUCGGAACUCGAAGUGCUAGAAGGGUCAGGAUAACAUCCGACAUAUUCUUUUUCCUUUUCCUUUCCUUUUCUUCGGCUGGAAUCUCUUGUCAACGUUUGAAGGUUGUGACGGCGAACACUGCUAGACGUCCAAGUAUGAGAGCAGGGCGGCAAGGAAGCAUUGGUGUAGUUAGGUGCAUUUAUGACUAAAU